Messenger RNA from Venustampulla echinocandica, 1380 nucleotides. RefSeq names its product MOSC-containing protein. The record is from RefSeq and is a predicted model, not a curated record. Lineage: Eukaryota; Fungi; Ascomycota; Leotiomycetes; Helotiales; Pleuroascaceae. Gene Ontology annotation, molecular function: molybdenum ion binding; catalytic activity; pyridoxal phosphate binding. The coding region runs from base 1 to 1380 and encodes 459 amino acids. The transcript has 2 exons.
AUGAACAUGGACGCCCUCACCAACCACUACCGCGACCUCCUCCUGCAGUACUACGAGCGCUACUCCCAGCAGCUGCUCGACCGGAUCCCCGUCUUCUCCACCACCACCUACGUCCUGACCGUCCUCGCCAUAUGCAUCCCCCCCAUAAUCGCCCUGAUCGUCUACGAGCGCGAGCAGGCCAAGUUGCUGGCCGAGCAGCCGCAGGGAUGCCGAAAGCUGGGAAUGAACAUCGAGAGCAAUCUCCUCAAUGAGUUCGACAAGAAGUUCUCCGAGGGCCGCCCCCCGAGCACCGAGGAGACGUCGGCCGAGUGGUGGCGCCUGAAGAGCAUGUGGAUCUAUCCGGUUAAGAGCUGUAAAGGUGUCGAGUUGAACAGAGGAACCGUAAUCGCGACCGGCAUGGAGUACGACCGCCAGUUUACCUUUGCUCAGCUCAAGAGCCCCUUCCCCAUCGCGGAGAACACCCCGGAGAAGGAGAAGGCCGCCCAUAAGUGGGAGUUCAUCACCCAGCGACAGUUUCCUCUGUUGGCCAGGGUGAGGACCGAGAUGUGGAUGCCGGAUCAGAGUGUCGACUCGUACAAACCCCAUGCCGAGGACGUCGAGAGCGGCGGUGUCAUCAUCAUGAGUUUCCCAUUCCAGGAGCCAGGCUGGAGAGGCAAGGUGGCAAAGUGGGGUGCAUCGGUGAUGGGCAAGGUCCCAGAGAAGCAGUUCAGAGUGCCCUUCGACCCAACCCCGGUUCAGAUCGAGAAGGCGGGCUAUUCCUACGAGGACAUGACCAUCUGGAAGGAGACCGUGCGUUCGUUGAACUUGGAGAUCGAGAUCCCCGAGGAGCUGAGAUAUUAUCUCGGCAUCAGCAACAAACUGGGCCUCUUCAGAAUCGACAACUCCAAGUUACGGGAGGUCCACCGAAAUGCGCCCAAGAAGGAGACCCUGGGGUAUCAACCCGUCACCGGAUUCCAAGACGCGUAUCCCCUCCAUAUGAUCAAUCUUGCUAGCGUCCGUGACGUCGAACGCAAAAUGGGGAUGGGGAAAGGAGUCCCCCGUCUGUCCGCCAACCGCUUCCGCGCCAAUCUCAUCAUCACCGGCCCGGAUGCCUACCUCGAGGACAACUGGCGCCGCAUCAAGAUAGGAUUCUACGAAUACGAUGUCUCAUGUAGGACGGCGCGCUGCAAGAUGCCCAACGUUGACCAAGCCACCGGAGAGAAGCACGCCAGCGAGCCCGACCGCACAUUGAGGAAUUUCAGGGCCAUAGACGAGGGUACGGGUCCAAAUAUCGGGUGCCUGGGCGUGCAGAUGGUUCCUAUUUCCCGGGAGAGCGCGUUACGUGUCGGUGACGAAAUCACGGUUCUGGAGACGGGAGACCAUUGCUACAUCAAGCAAUGA